Molecule: messenger RNA, 7837 nt
Organism: Siniperca chuatsi (mandarin fish)
Lineage: Eukaryota; Metazoa; Chordata; Actinopteri; Centrarchiformes; Sinipercidae
Product: poly [ADP-ribose] polymerase tankyrase-1-like
Exons: 29
Coding region: 81-3944 (1287 amino acids)
Biological process (GO): RNA processing
Molecular function (GO): RNA binding; RNA nuclease activity; protein binding
Source: RefSeq, a predicted model, not a curated record
CCGAGCGGAAGUUUGACUUUCCUGGGCAGGAAAUUGUCAGCCGUGUUUUUGUUGCUAGUGGGGACUGUUGUGUUGUGAAAAUGGCGACGUCUCGUCGCACUUCUCAGCAGCAGCAGCAGCCAAACUCCCUGCUGUCCUCCCCGCCCCGCGGCUCCUCUCUCCCCGUCACGCCGCCUGGCUCUCCGCCGGCAUCCACCGACGAUGCCACCCCGCUUCCCCACAGAGGCGCGAUGGAGAACGCGGCUGACGGUGAGGUAACCCCCGCCUCUCCCACCACCACCUCCCCAGCUCUGGCCCUCACCGCCAGCAGCAGCAACAGCAGCACUAGCAGCAGCGCUAGCUCCCCGACCACCACCGAGGGUAGCGGGACCAGCCCCGGCUCUACGCCCGACUCGGGCAGCGGUAACCCGGGCAGCAGCUGCAGCAGUAGCAGCAGUAGCAGCGGUGGUGGUGCAAACGGGGCUUUCAGGGAGCUGUUUGAAGCCUGUCGAAACGGGGAUGUUUCGAGGGUAAAGAAACUCGUGGAUGCGGUGAAUGUGAACGCCAAAGACAUGGCAGGACGUAAAUCGACACCUCUGCAUUUUGCUGCAGGUUUUGGGCGGAAAGAUGUGGUGGACCACCUGCUUCAGACAGGUGCUAAUGUGCACGCACGGGAUGAUGGGGGUCUGAUCCCGCUUCACAACGCCUGCUCAUUUGGUCACUCCGAGGUGGUGUCCUUGUUGCUGUGUCAGGGGGCCGACCCGAAUGCCCGAGACAACUGGAACUACACGCCACUCCAUGAAGCUGCCAUCAAGGGCAAGAUAGACGUCUGUAUAGUGUUACUGCAGCAUGGAGCCGACCCCAACAUCCGCAACACCGAUGGCAAGUCUGCCCUGGACCUGGCUGAACCCUCCGCCAAGGCCGUGCUCACAGGUGAAUACAAGAAGGAUGAGCUACUGGAGGCGGCGAGGAGUGGAAACGAGGAGAAGCUAAUGGCCUUGCUUACUCCGCUAAACGUCAACUGCCACGCGAGCGACGGCCGCAAGUCCACUCCACUCCACCUGGCAGCAGGAUACAACAGGGUGAGAAUAGUUCAGCUGCUACUACAGCAUGGAGCAGAUGUUCACGCCAAGGACAAGGGUGGUCUGGUGCCUCUACAUAAUGCCUGCUCCUAUGGACACUAUGAAGUUACUGAGUUGCUGCUAAAGCAUGGGGCGUGUGUGAACGCUAUGGAUCUAUGGCAGUUCACCCCUCUCCAUGAAGCGGCAUCUAAGAACAGAGUGGAGGUCUGCUCUCUGCUGCUGAGCCAUGGCGCUGACCCGACCCUGCUCAAUUGCCACAGCAAGAGCUCUGUGGACAUGGCGCCCACUCCUGAGCUGAAGGAGAGACUUACGUAUGAGUUUAAGGGCCACUCACUGCUUCAGGCUGCUCGGGAAGCUGAUAUGGCCAAGGCCAAGAAGACCCUGGCACUGGAGAUCAUCAACUUCAAACACCCUCACACACACGAGACUGCACUGCACUGUGCAGUAGCAUCGCCACACCCUAAGAGGAAACAGGUGACGGAGCUGCUGUUGAGGAAAGGAGCCAACGUAAAUGAGAAGAAUAAAGAUUUCAUGACUCCUCUCCAUGUGGCAGCAGAACGUGCUCAUAAUGACAUUAUGGAGGUGCUACAGAAACAUGGUGCCAAGGUGAACGCCCUGGACACGCUGGGUCAGACGGCGUUGCACCGUGCGGCAAUGGCAGGCCACCUUCAGACCUGCAGGCUGUUGCUAGGAUACGGGGCAGACGCCUCGCUGGUGUCACUGCAGGGCUUCACUGCUGCUCAAAUGGGAAAUGAAGCUGUUCAGCAAAUACUCAACGAGAACGUACCGGUGAGAAACUCAGAUGUGGACUAUAGACUUCUGGAAGCUGCUAAAGCUGGAGACCUGGACACUGUCAAGUCGCUGUGUACAGCUCAGAAUGUGAAUUGUAGAGACCUGGAGGGACGACACUCCACUCCCCUUCACUUUGCUGCUGGCUACAACAGAGUGUCAGUGGUGGAGUACCUGCUGCACCACGGGGCUGACGUGCACGCCAAGGACAAAGGUGGUCUGGUUCCCCUCCAUAACGCCUGUUCGUACGGUCACUACGAGGUGGCUGAGCUGCUGGUCAGACACGGAGCCUCGGUCAACGUGGCCGACUUGUGGAAGUUCACGCCGCUCCAUGAAGCUGCUGCCAAGGGCAAAUACGAAAUCUGCAAACUGCUGCUCAAGCACGGGGCGGACCCCACCAAGAAGAACCGAGACGGGAACACGCCUCUGGACCUGGUGAAGGACGGGGACACCGACAUCCAGGACCUGCUGAGAGGAGACGCCGCGCUGCUGGAUGCUGCUAAGAAAGGCUGUCUGGCCAGGGUGCAGAAGUUAUGCAGCCCAGACAACAUUAACUGUCGAGAUACGCAGGGACGCAACUCAACACCUCUGCACCUAGCAGCCGGCUAUAACAAUUUGGAGGUAGCAGAGUAUCUGUUGGAACAUGGAGCCGAUGUGAAUGCUCAGGACAAAGGAGGGCUGAUACCUUUACACAAUGCUGCUUCGUACGGGCACGUGGACAUAGCCGCCCUGCUGAUCAAGUACAACACGUGCGUCAAUGCCACAGACAAGUGGGCAUUUACGCCUCUCCAUGAAGCAGCCCAGAAGGGGCGGACUCAGCUCUGCGCUCUGCUAUUGGCGCAUGGAGCUGAUCCCACUAUGAAGAACCAGGAGGGACAGACGCCACUGGACUUGGCAACGGCUGACGACAUCAGAGCAUUGUUGAUUGACGCCAUGCCGCCAGAUGCCCUGCCAAGCUGUUUAAAACCCCAGGCCACUGUGGUGAGUGCGAAUGUGGUGAGUUCAAGUGUGGUGAGUACAGGUGCGGCAGGGGGCGUGGUCAUCUCUCCCUCUCCAUCCCCAUCCUGCCUGUCUGCAGCCAGCAGCAUAGACAACCUAACCACACCCCUCAGUGACAUCACUGUUGGCGGGGCCACUGGACCAGCAGAUGGAGCAUCUGGGUCUGACAGGAAGGAAGGAGAAUCUCUGCUCGACAUGACCAUGAACCAGUUCUUGAAGAGUGUAGGGCUGGAACACCUCCGAGACAUCUUCCAGAGGGAACAGAUUUCGCUGGAUGUGCUGGCAGACAUGGGUCAUGAGGAGCUGAAAGAGAUCGGAAUCAACGCUUACGGUCACAGGCACAAACUCAUCAAGGGCAUCGAGAGGCUGCUGGGAGGCCAGCAAGGCGCAAACCCAUACCUGACAUUCCACUGCUCCAGCCAGGGCACCGUGCUGAUCGACCUGGCACCGGACGACAAGGAGUUCCAGUCUGUGGAGGAGGAACUACAGAGCACCAUCAGAGAACACCGCGAUGGAGGCAAUGCAGGUGGAGUCUUCAGCCGGUACAACAUCAUCAAGAUUCAGAAAGUGGUGAAUAAGAAGCUACGGGAGAGAUAUGCACACAGACAAAAGGAAAUUGCAGACGAGAAUCACAACCAUCACAACGAGCGAAUGCUCUUUCACGGUUCUCCCUUCAUCAAUGCCAUCAUCCAUAAGGGCUUUGACGAGCGACAUGCCUAUAUCGGCGGCAUGUUUGGUGCCGGGAUCUAUUUUGCGGAGAACUCCUCAAAAAGCAACCAGUACGUGUAUGGGAUUGGUGGAGGCACAGGAUGUCCCACCCACAAAGACCGCUCCUGCUACGUGUGCCACAGGCAGAUGCUGUUCUGCAGAGUGACCCUGGGUAAGUCUUUUCUUCAGUUCAGUGCGAUGAAAAUGGCCCACGCCCCCCCCGGACACCACUCUGUUAUAGGACGGCCCAGUGUCAACGGACUGGCGUAUGCAGAGUACGUCAUCUACAGAGGGGAGCAGGCUUACCCAGAAUACUUGAUCACCUACCAGAUUGUGAAGCCAGAGAGUCUGGCCACGCCCGCUGCCACCCCCGAGCAGAAGUCCUAAAACACAAUCACAGCUGGAUCCGAAGAAGGCCAGACUGCAAUGGGCUAGAGCCACUCUCUAAGGACUAGAACUGAACUCUAGAAGGUGUUUCAAACCUCAGACCCAAAGUUUGCAUCUCCAGAGCUGAACUUGAGGUGGGUGAGGUGAAGUGUCGACCUGGCAGUUGUCAGACGACCCUCAGGAAGAAGACGUAGAUGUGUCUAACAGAAGAAGAGAAGGGGGAUGAGGAGGCAGUGUCUUUUAGUUUUGGGGUACAAUACAUGCUCAGUACAAAGAAGCAGAGCGCAAAAAUCCAUUACAUUCUUUAAUUAAUUGGGGCUACUUUUACAGGAGAAAAAGAAAACAGUUUGAUCAACAUUUCUGGAAGCCAAUGAGCUAAUUUAGAAAUUUGCAGGUGUCUGACUGAAACAAUUAAGAAAGCAAUUAGAAGAGGACACAGUCCAAAGCAAAACAAACAUCGCUGAUAUUGCACCUAUGCACUGCUCAUGUAUUCUAAACCCAGUUUUGAAUGUGUUGUUUUGAUAUCGUGUCCUCUUUAGGCUUUGUGCAUCAUCCACAGCAACAAAACUACACCCUGAGGCCACUUCCAGAAACAGCGAUUGUCAUGCUGAGAGAACAGAAAUCCUGUGUAUUUUAUGUUACAGCUUGUCACAGUUUCACCACCGAGGCUCAUGUAAACAAGACACAGCUCUGUGUUCUCUCACAUCUUUUCUGCUGUAAACAAAGAGGAAAUUAUGAAACAAGUGUGAGCAGGGAGUAGUAAAACAGAUUACAGCGGACAAAUACCCAGAAGUCAAUAUGGGACCAUCUUCUACAUCUGGAAUUUUGGACAUUUUCCAAUUCAAUUUAAUCCUGUGUUUUGGAGUCAGUAUCUAGUGCCGAUUAUAGGAACUGCAUCUUAAACAACUUCCACAUUGGCUCUGACAGUCAAACAUGGUGGUUGGUGCUUGUUUAAAACAGUCCAAACUCAAGUAUUUUACCAGAACCAGGAGGACCACAAGAGACCAGACUGUGACACUGUUAUAUGUACAUGUAUAAAACAUACAUACAUACACUGCACCCAACCUUGACUCACACGCUUCCUCUUCACUUGUAUUACAGUUCACUACCUACACGACUACAAAAACAGUAGGACGAGUUUGAACUUCAAUACCGAGAAAUCUUGUCAGGUGAUGUCACGAAACUGCACACCGCAAGCUCGGUUGACCUGCCCAGCCACUAUGUGAUCUUUUAUGUCAAAAAGACAGAAAACAGAUAAAAGAAAAAUUCAAGCUUUCUCUGGACAGAGCGCUUGCUUUCUGCUAUUGUAAAAUUUGUUACGUCACUUUCUUUGGUGUGAGAAGUGACUGUUACCAACACAAGAAAUGAUUUAGGGACAAAGGUUGACUUUUCAGAGUUUUGAUUGGGUAAAAAAAGGGGCGUUAUUCUCUGUGAAGCCCCACGUCGUGAUUAAUCCUGAUCUUGUCAAGUGCAGCUUAACAUUCACACCUCUCUGCUGCUACACCUGUGUGUCUCUCUUGUACAGUAACAUCUGGAGCAUCUUUUUGUUUCGUGUUUUAAUGUCUCUCAGAGGGACCUACAUUUUCCCUGUAUUGUUGUUUACAUGAACCUGCUGCCUUCUUUCCUCUCUACCUGUAACUGUUGAUGCCCCUUAGUGGUGCAACAUAGGAAUUGCUGGCUUACAGUAUUGAGUUGAAGGCAUUUAUGUAGGGAUUCAUUUCUACAGUACUGUUUCUUUGUUUGAGGCAUAUUGCAUUUUAGUUUUCUUCCUUGCAUUUUUCCAUCAUUUUGGGGUCAUCUUUAUAUUCCUGAGUUUACACUCCUCAAACAUUAUAAGCAAAUGUGAAAAAUGAGCCUAGUCACUGUAUCUUAGUGAGCCAUUCAGCGAGCUGGUCACAGGCUUCAAAAAGAUAUUUAUAUAACUACAAAUCUGCAGAUUUACUGAAGUUGAGGAUGACGAAGAGGAUGAUGGAAAUGUUGUACAUAAAGAUGAGCUAUCACACAUCUGUUUAACCAUUUAUGGUGACACACUAACUUCAUAACCGCAAGAUUAGCGAACUCCUCACACUUAUGUACUGUAAGCUUCUUUUGUUUUUACUAUACUAACCAUGUUCUUCUGUUGUUAGUUUAUUUCUGAUUUUUAUUUGUUAUUAAUGACACUGUACACCACACGGGACCACACACAAGUUUAGUUUCUUUCAUGUCGAUCAUGUCAGGUCAAGUUGAGCAGUGCUGAAGGUCUUUGAAAUUCCUUGAAAGUGUGUUGAAUAAAAGGGGAAAUGCCCUUAAAAGUUUUUGAGAAUGAAUAGAUUGCCUUGAAAUCACUUGGAAAGUCACUAUGAUAGGUUUACCCAAAUCAGGCAGCAGCAAAAGAGAUAGCUGGUUUAAAUCUGUUACAAAAGAUUUUUAGAUAUUAGUUAGGGACAGGCUGUUUAAAUGUCAAAGCUGUUCUCAUAUUUUAUUUUUUAUUUUUUUUAUCCUGACUUUAUCAUUACAGUGUCUGUCAGUAAAACACAUUUUUCAGCUGAUUUGCACUUUCAAAGUGAAUAUGAUGUUGGUCUGAGCCUAGUGCAAACAAACAUUAAAUCCGUGUUAAGUGUGAACUGAACCUAAAAUCUUCAUUUGUUUUCAGAAAAAGUUAACUGGCAGCUCAAAAUAGCAGCCCCUGAGACUACUUAACUAAACCCUUUUUGUCAGACAAUUUUCAAGCCAUGAAGUUUUCACAUCAGCAUUUUUUCUCCUCAGUUUUGCAGCCCACACAUUUGAUAGCAAUACUUCAUCCCAAUAACAAUGAAUGAUAAGUUAUUUGAGUAGCAGCACAUUUCAGCAAAUUACAAAGUGAUUCAUUGCAAGGAAAAUGAAUUAAAACUGAAAAAUCAAGUAGAUAGAACAACGACUGAUGACUAAAGUAAAAUGAGAAAAACUAAUAAGCUUGAAAUUAAAUUGUAAUAGGAAAACGUUUUCAAAGGGAAACAAAAACAGUUGCAGCACUGUGACACAUUUAAAGUAUAUGGCCUUAUGUAUUUUUUAGUUUUUAAGACAUGACUAAAAUUAUGACGAUGAUGAAUUUAGCUGCCUGGAAGACAUUUCUCUUACACACAUACUGUCUGUCAAAUUAUUGUUUUUCCUCACAAAGUCCAUUAUUUAAGAUCUGGCAUUUCACAGAAUGCCCCUAUCUCAAUUUAUAAAGCUCUGAUUAGAUUUUUAAAUAGGUGAAUGACUAACAAAGCAAGUGUAAAGUCUGUUUUUUUGAGACCAGCCAGGAUGAUAGGUUUUUCUGUUGUUUUCUUUUUGACACCUUCAUGGUUGUACCUGAUCAGCGUCAGCACUAGGACAAUGGUUUCAGAUGAAGUGGCAGCACCACUGUUGGCGCUCUCUUGGCAUACAGAGCAAGUGGGGUUUAUGGUGUUGACCUUAUUAAGGUCAGCACACCAUAUAAGUUAUUAGCAGAGAGCCGUAGGCUUUGUUUUAAAUCAGACUGUAAAUAAACUAACUCCAGAUGGGCCUUUUAAUGGGUCUUUUAUGGAUGAUUUUGAGUUUAUUUUUCUUGCUUUUUUUUCCUUUGAAAGACUUUUGAAAGACUUUUUUUAUGUGAUAACUAUUUGAAUUGUGUUUUAGCUGCUCUGUCUCUACUUAUGUCUCAAGGGCCAGUCAGCCAUCUUGUUGUAAAUAGUUUGGAGGGCUGUGUGUGUGUUCAAUCAAUCCAUGCCUCACCUUCUGACCUGCCUUCUACUGAAAGCCACCACUUCAAUUAACACAUUUCCUCAUCAGUGAUGUUUGACUUCCUGUUGUACAGAUGGUUGUACAGAGCUGCUGACCAGCUAACAUGUGGAACAGAGAAACUCCUCAUUCUUGUACAGAAGAAAAUCCUUAAUAAAAGAACUUAAAGUGUC